Serendipita indica DSM 11827 is the source of this 366-nucleotide messenger RNA. The record is from the annotation of a GenBank genome assembly. NCBI's taxonomy places the organism in Eukaryota, Fungi, Basidiomycota, Agaricomycetes, Sebacinales, Serendipitaceae.
AUGCGUGUCGGUUUCUUUGCCAUCCUUCUUGCCUCCACUGCUCUCUUGGGGUCCGCCGCUCCGCUCCCCAAGCCUUAUGACCCUCACUCGGUCCACCGAGAAGGGCGUGUAACUCACCAAGCACUAGCAGAUCACCAUCGAGACGCAGCAGUAUCCCAUCGAGCUCAGGCAACUAAUCAUCGUAUCCAGGCCACAAUGAAUGCUCAUAACCAAAACGUUGCUGAUCGUCAUCGCGCCGAAGCCAACAGGCAUACCAAUGAAGCGGAUCAUCAUAGUGGACUAGCCGCUCAACACCAACUCACAGCGAACUUUCAUGCUUCGCAAAUUCCCAGGGGCCAGCGUCGGAGCAUAGACGAGUUGGAAUAG